AUGAUAAAUCUUACACACAAGCUCCUUACUCCCCCCUCCAUGAGCGAACUAAACCAUUGGAAAAAUCCCUAUUUUUUACCCAAGAUGACCCCUCUGUGAGCAAACAAAAUUUUUUAUCAAAAAAUAUUUUUAUAUAUAAAUGAUAAUUAUUAUAAUAAAAUCUCAAGCUUUCUCUGUUUAGGGUGCAGGCCAAAUGACUUUACCUUUUUGAUAGUGUCUAUUUCACCGAAAAAUUUUUGGCCGAAAAUUUUUGAUAGUGAGACAUUUGACCGAAAAAAACAGUUAAUUUUCGGCCAAAUGUCCGCACUAUCAAAAAUUUUCGACCAAAUGGAUUUCGAAGAAAAUUAGACUGUCAAAAAUCCACGGUCAUUUGACAUGGAGCCCUCUGUUUUAAUUUUAAAUAGCAUAAAUUUCGCAAAUUAAAUUAAGUUUUUGCUUCUCAAUUUUUUACAGAUUGAAAUUUUUUUUUUAAAUUUUUUAAAAAACAUAAUUUUAUAUAUUUAUAAAAUCUUAAAAAAACACAAUUAACUCAUCCCUAUGAACGAACCAAAUUUUUUAGUUCGCUCACGGAGAGGAAGCUAGAAGAUAUGAAGGCAGUCUCAUGCCUAAAGAUGUUGUAAUAAAAAGAUUCCAGCUGAAAACUGCCACAGCUCAUGUUUUUGGUGUGGAGAGGUGAAAUGGUGCCCACGCAUUAUGGCUUAAUGACGCUCUAGGUGCAAUUUCCCCUAAAUGCAUUAUAACACAAUUACCGGCAGAUUUACCAUGAUUCAUCAAAGCAGAUGAAAACGUGAAUCUUGAAUGGACAAAUUUUCUGAAGACAGGGAAAGGAAGAUUUUUAUGCAGCCCAAGGCCAAAAUAUUUACAAGAUAUUAUAUUAAAUGCUGAAAGACUAUCACAUUUUAUGAUAGGAGCUGUUCUCAAUUCUCCAGAAGAACUCACCAAUAUAAAAAGCAUAAUGUAUACGAAUACUCAUGAUAGCUUUAUACCUGAAGAAAGUGACCCAAUGAAACCAGAUAGUUUUACUACAACUUUAUUAUGGGCAGCCAGCAACCCUUCAAGACUUGACUGUUUAAUUCCUUUUGAUUUACCUGAACUUAUAUAUAGAGACCAAAUAGCUAGAACUAUCGAUCUAAAUACUCUUAGAGAAGCUUUAAAAACCUUACUAGGAGAAUUUGAAAAUGAGAAAAAAUAUGACCUGAGGUUUGUAAACCCCCAAAUCUUUAUAAACAACAAAGUAAAUUAUAUGGCAGAAAUCAUAAAGCAAACAUUAAUAACAUACCAAGAUAACACAAUAGUGGUGGCAGUUGAAAAUAAAUUAGUCGAUCCACUAACUGAGGCAUGAAAAAAUGUCCCAUAUGAUUCUGUUUCUUUUGACGAAUUUUUAACUAUUCCUAAAAUGGACAAAGAUACGACUUUUUCUAAUUACAUAGAAAAGCACGUCCUGCUUGACAUUCUCCUUGGUACAUAUAUAAGCCAAUUUUAUAUCAAAAACAAAUUAUUCCCUUAUUCAGCACAUGGAGCUGUUGGGUCUGAAGGACAAAGUUAUAGUACAGCUCUUGAGUUUUGGAAAAAUUUUUUUAUGCAGCAUUCUGAGGAAUUGAAAAAAACUUUGGCGAUUUAUAGAAAAAUUGAUAACUCUGAUAUGGGAAGGAAAUUUAAAAAGAUGGAAAAGAAAAUUAGAGAAGAAAAGAUUAGGGAUGUUGAAAUAGAAAAAGAAGCCAAGAAAUACUCGAAGAUAACUUCAGAUGAAGAAGUAGAUGUUAACGAGCCACAAUAUCAGAGGAAAAUGAAAGAAUAUAUAAAAAGAUCGAAGCGUGAGCAAGAAGAAAGCGAUUAA
Messenger RNA from Blepharisma stoltei, 1837 nucleotides. The record is from the annotation of a GenBank genome assembly. NCBI's taxonomy places the organism in Eukaryota, Ciliophora, Heterotrichea, Heterotrichida, Blepharismidae.